AUGGUCGUCGCUCCGUGUACACUGACGACAAUGAAAUCAAUUCCUCACGGAGAUAACGGGACUUUUGGACUCGAAAAAGGCAACACAACAGACGAUCACGCAGUAGAAUUUACUGUAACUCUAUUGAAUAAAAAAUUGGGCCACAUGAAUAUCAAAAAUCGGAUAUUUUUCGUCACAGUUAUUCGAGUGGUUUGUCCUUGUCGUGAAGCUAGUCCUGAAUUGAGGCGACUCCAACCACCAAAAAUUUCAGUUCAAGCACAUGCCAAUCCCCAUUUCUAG
Messenger RNA from Rodentolepis nana, 279 nucleotides. Lineage: Eukaryota; Metazoa; Platyhelminthes; Cestoda; Cyclophyllidea; Hymenolepididae. The record is from the annotation of a GenBank genome assembly.